UGUUUUGAUCGCGAAUAUGAUCAAACAUUAGUCACUUACCACACAAAAUAGGAUAUUUAAGUACUCGCAAAAGUUUUGUGUCAGCUGUAACAACAACAACAAGUAACUCAAGGUUCUGCAUUGUAAAAAUUCUUCAAUUUACCUUUUUUUUCCAAAAUUAAUCAAAUCAGUCAGUAAUCAAUCGUCUUUCGGUAACAGCAGCUAAAACUGAGCCAUGCGUGGAUAAUUUCUGAAACAUAAACAAACAUUGAGUAAUUGGCACGUGUAUAAAUACAAGUUCCGUUCGAAAGUGAAAAAAAAACGAGUUACAAAUUUUAAUUAUUAUGUCGUCGUCGAGAAAACUCAUGAUGAUGGAACGUGAUCGCGACGAAGACGAAAUUGAAAUUUUACAUCCAGAUGGCUCGUAUAGCACGUCGUACAAUCCGUAUGCCAUCACGGAUUAUUAUGGAGAAAAAGUUCACACAAUUCAUCUCAACGGAAUGUCAAGAAAACUCCUGAAAUUUUUGAUUCUCUUCGACAACACAUCUUUGUUGUAUUUCCCCGGGCAGUUUUUAUCUGGCAGAGUUUUGCUCGAAUUACAGGAUGAAACACCUGCAUUAGGUUUGCACUUUCAUGUCGUCGGCGAGGGAGUGGUUCGUUCCAAAUCUGUGCGUCAAGAACGCGUUUACGACAAAGAAAGUUACAUUGACUUUCGCAUGAAAUUGCUCGGCGAUGUCGAUCAAGGUUCAUUGUCUGUUUUGUCGCCGGGCAUUCAUAGUUUCCCCUUCAAAUUGGGACUUCCUCAUGGAUUGCCAUCAACUUUUCUCGGGCGUUACGGAUGGAUUCAAUAUUAUUGCAAAGCGGCGUUGCGCGAACCAAGCGGAUUGAUUCACAAAAAUCAUCAAGUUUUCAUCGUAAUGAAUCCCAUCGAUUUGCGACUCGAAUUAGGACUUGCGAGUCCCUUCAAAUGUCAAAUUAAACACAAAUUGGGAGUUGCGUGCUUCGAUUAUGGAACGAUCGAAUGCAAUAUUGUACUUGACAGAGCAGCGUAUGUGCCGGGAGAGAAUAUUUUGGUUUCAGGCACUGUUGCGAAUCGCAGUAGUAUUGCGUGUAAAAUGUCACGUGCCGUGUUAAUUGAGACAAUUCAAUAUUUUGCACGAGGAAAAGUCAUCAAGGUUGAAAAAAGAGAAUUAGCAGUUAAAACAAGACCCAAAAUUCGCCCUCAUUCGAUCGAUGAAUGGAUUGAAGAACCGUUAUUUGUACCGCCGUUGCCUCCAACUAAUUUAGCAGGAUGCCAUUUGAUGAAAAUUGACUAUGAUGUCUUCUUCAUCGUCACGCCAAAAUCCUUCGAAAAAGAGAUAAAACUGCAAAUUCCCAUCACAUUGGGUACAUAUCCCUUCGAUCAUCAAUCUAACGACACAGGAAGUGAAUUUCCCGAAUCGAUUCUCAAACCAGAGACUUAUUAUCCAUCAAACUUGCCAAUUAUUCGACCGUGGAUGCACGAAAUGAAAUCAGAUCCAUUCCAUUAACACAUUUUUUUUUACUCAAAAAAAGUGUGAUUUGGUGCUCUUCUUAUCAAUGUGCCUUAAAACCUUAUUAAAUCUAAUAACUUUUUUUUUAUACAAAAACGAUACGUUAUCGAGUUAUUGUUGUUUGCUUUUCACAUGAUAUUGACAAAUAUUUGAAUUUUUUAUGAUAUUUUAAUCGAUAAGACGUAAAUUUAAAGGAAUUAUCUCUGCGCACCUAUUUUAUUAUCGAAAAAUUCGUGUGUAAUUUGAUGAAUUUUGUAUUUCUUGCCUUAUCAUUCCAAAGCGAAUAAUUUCCGUGAAUGAUUUGUGUGACAGAUAUUGGUUUUUCCCUGAAUUUGUUAACGUGAUUACUUACUAACAUCCCAUUUUACUGCCUUUCUGUAAGAUUUCACACUUUCCUUAAUAAUAUACUGAAAAGAAAUGUAGUACUAACAUUGCUGUGUUAAUUAUAAAAAAAAAUAUAAAAAUUAAUUAAAAAGAUGAAAAAAUUUAUAAAAAUUAUAAUA
This is a messenger RNA of Culicoides brevitarsis, 2014 nucleotides long. It is a transcript of the gene Vdup1, whose product is annotated as arrestin domain-containing protein 17. Bases 324 to 1508 code for a protein of 394 amino acids. The record is from RefSeq and is a predicted model, not a curated record. Lineage: Eukaryota; Metazoa; Arthropoda; Insecta; Diptera; Ceratopogonidae. Gene Ontology annotation, cellular component: cytoplasm. Gene Ontology annotation, biological process: protein transport. The transcript has 5 exons.